Molecule: messenger RNA, 1014 nt
Organism: Parathielavia appendiculata
Lineage: Eukaryota; Fungi; Ascomycota; Sordariomycetes; Sordariales; Chaetomiaceae
Exons: 3
Coding region: 1-984 (327 amino acids)
Source: RefSeq, a predicted model, not a curated record
AUGCAUCUCAACUCAUUGACGGCGCUGACGCUUGUUGCGCCAGCCUCCGCCCUUAUUCGGUUCGGCUGUUCGCAGCUCGUGGUCGAACGACUCGACCCCCUGGUGACCCCCGGCCUUAACCCAUCGCCCCAUCUCCAUCAAAUCAUUGGCGGUAAUGCAUUCAAUGUCACCAUGGACCCCGCGAGCGGUGACAUCGCUGAGAAAGCAACGUGCACAACCUGCCAGUUCAGCGAAGACUUAUCCAACUACUGGACUGCAGUGCUCUUCUUCCGAGCACGGAACGGCUCGUACCACCGCGUCCCACAGAUCCCCAACGUCGGCUUCGACGGCCAGCAGGGGGGCAUGACGGUCUACUACAUGCAGGAUGGGUUGGCCAACUAUCAGCAGACGUCUAAGGUGACAGCCUUCAAGACGGGCUUCCGGAUGCUCAUCGGUGAGGCGGCGUACCGGGCCAAGAAGGAUGCGAACCGGUUCCGGCAGAUUACGUACACGUGCCUCCAGGACAUCGGCACGCGCUUCCCCGAGACCAUGCAUCUUCCCAAGGAGCCGUGUCAGGCAGGCAUCAUGGCCAACGUGCGGUUCCCGACGUGCUGGGACGGCAAGAACCUCGACUCGCCCGAUCACAUGAGUCACAUGUCGUACCCGGAGACGGGCACUUUCGAGAACGGCGGGCCGUGCCCAACGUCGCACCCCGUGCGCGUGCCGCAGCUCAUGUACGAGACCAUCUGGGAUACGUCCAAGUUCAAUGACAAGGAGCUGUGGCCUGAGGAUAGGUCGCAGCCGUUUGUGUGGUCGAUGGACGACAGUACCGGCUACGGCUCGCACGGCGACUACAUGUUUGGGUGGAAGGGCGACUCGCUACAACGGGCCAUGGACUCGCCGUGUUACGUCAACUGCCCGACGCUCAAGACGCAAAGCAUCGACGCCAUGAACAAGUGCUCCGUGCCGACGGUGGUGGACGAGAACUUUGACGGCUGUGAGUAGUCGAAGAUUGACUCCGACAAGAUAGCUGGC